Molecule: messenger RNA, 4065 nt
Organism: Terrapene triunguis (Three-toed box turtle)
Lineage: Eukaryota; Metazoa; Chordata; Testudines; Emydidae
Gene: RHOBTB3
Product: Rho related BTB domain containing 3
Exons: 13
Coding region: 204-2069 (621 amino acids)
Biological process (GO): regulation of proteolysis; proteasome-mediated ubiquitin-dependent protein catabolic process
Cellular component (GO): cytoplasm
Molecular function (GO): ubiquitin protein ligase binding; GTPase activity; GTP binding
Source: RefSeq, a predicted model, not a curated record
CUUUGCAGUGGUGUGAUUCCAUUGACGUGCAUGGAGUUACUCAUGGUUUACACAGCUUUAACUCAUGAUGCUAUUUCAGUUCUCCAGCUCUAGUGUUCAAAAUAUUGACACGCAGUUGGGGACAUUUAUUUCAAUACUUGUCUGAAGAGAGGAAAGGCUGCCGCUUGGUUUAUGACCCAUCCUAUAGCUGAAGAACAUUCCUGAUGGCAGGCUCCCUAAAACCAAGCCCGAUGUCUGUUCAUGUUGUAGCCUUUGGAAAUGAGAGAGAUGGAUUUUCUGAAGACAAUCAGCAAUCAAGUCUGAUCUGGACCUAUCUUGGGAGAAGUGCUCUCAUUUCAGAGACUGAAAGCAGUUUGCUGCUGAACUCUGCCAAUCACAUUGGAAACCCUAUGUUUACUGAAUAUCAAGCCUGUGUGUUUGGAAAUGUCAGACUGGUGGUGCAUGACUGUCCCCUUUGGGAUAUUUUUGACAGUGACUGGUACACCUCUCAAAAUCUUAUUGGAGGAGCUGAUAUCAUUGUGAUUAAAUACUCUGUAAAUGACAAAUCUUCAUUUCAAGAAGUAAAGGACAGUUAUGUUCCAAUGAUAAAAAGAGCACUAAAUCAUUGUUCAAUUCCAGUCAUAAUUUCUGCUGUUGGUGCAAGAAAAAGUGAAGUACCUUGUACUUGUCCACUGUGCACUUUAGACAGAGGGAGCUGUGUUACUGCUUCUGAAGGGAUUCAACUCGCUAAAGAACUAGGAGCUACUUACCUUGAAUUGCACAGUCUCAGUGAUUUCUAUAUAGGAAAAUAUUUUGGAGGAGUGUUGGAGUAUUUUAUGAUCCAAAGCUUGAAUCAGAAGUCCUCUGAAAAAAUGAAGAAAAGAAAAAAAAGCCACAAGUGCCAUGGAGUUAAACCGCCUCAGCUUGAACAGCCAGAAAAAAUGCCAAUCUUAAAAGGUGAAGCCUCGCAUUAUAACUCCGAUUUACAUAACUUGCUGAUCUGCUGCCAGUGUGUGGAUGUGAUAUUUUACUCAGAAGAUUUAAAGGAAGUAGUAGAAGCACACAAGAUUGUUUUGUGCUCUGUAAGCCAUGUCUUCAUGUUACUUUUCAAUGUGAAGAGUCCAGCUGAUAUUCAGGAUUCCUCUAUCAUAAGGACUGCACAGACUCUCUUUGCAGUGAACAGUGAGGCUAUGUUUCCAGUUUCUAACCGAGGUUCACCAUGCGGCCCACCGGUUAGAGUCAUUGUUAAAGACUCUUUCUUCUGUUUUUGUUUGUCAGACAUUCUGCACUUCAUUUAUUCAGGUGCUUUCCAAUGGGAAUUGUUGGAAGAAGAUAUAAAAAAGAAGUUGAAAGACCCAGGAGAAGCUGAGCUUGUGCUUGAGAAAGUUAAAUGUAUCCUGAAAACUCCAGGAAAGGUGAAUAGUUCAGAGAAUUGCAGAUCUCAUCAGACAGCAAGACCCUUGCAGUUAUGUGAUACUUCUCUCAGGCUUUUCUUUAACACACAUGUGUUAGCUGAUGUCAUCUUCCAAAUACAAGGUGCUACUGUACCAGCCCACAGAGCAGUUCUAGUGGCUCGCUGUGAAGUAAUGGCAGCUAUGUUUAAUGGAAGUUAUAUAGAAGCAAAUAGUUUUCUGGUUCCAGUUUAUGGGGUUUCCAAAGAUACUUUCCUCUCCUUUCUAGAGUAUCUGUAUACUGAUUCCUGUUGUCCAGCCAGUAUUUUGCAAGCCAUGUCUCUCUUGAUUUGUGCUGAGAUGUACCAGGUAUCCAGACUCCAGCAUAUCUGUGAGCUUUAUAUCAUCACACAGCUGCAGAGUAUGCCUAGUAGGGAAUUAGCAUCUACAAGUCUUAGCAUUGUCAGCUUGCUCAGAAAAGCCAAGUUUCACAACUCUGACUGCCUUUCAACUUGGCUCCUUCAUUUUAUUGCCACUAACUACCUCAUCUUCAGUCAAAAGCCUGAAUUUCAAGAUCUUUCAGCGGAAGAGCGCAAUUUUGUUGAGAUGCACAGAUGGCCUUCCCAUAUGUACUUGAAACAGCUUGCAGAUUACAGGAAUUACAUCAACUCCCAGAAAUGCCACUGCAUAGUAAUGUAACCAGAAGAUUGAUUAUUCACAAACUGUUCAUAAACUGGAGAAUCACAGGCUGGGAAUUACAUGGAGGCUAUUAAAACUGUGCAGGGAUGAAAAUAAACAUUUAAGUCCUGCUGUACUCUAUAAUGUGCUUGCUAAUACUCUUUUCGUUAAUAAUGAAUUACUGUGAUGUUUUAAAGGGAUUAAGAAAUAUACCAUAGGACAGCAUAAGGAGUUAAUCAGGCCUGGUCUACACUACAAAGUUAGGCUGAUGUAAACCGCAUGUGCAUGCCUAUACCUAAAUUUGUCUCUUACUGAUGUAAGUGCCCCGUUAACAGCAAUGCAGUAACACUACCUCCCUGAGCAGCAUUAAGCCAUGGUUGAUGUACUGAGGUCGACGCAACACAAGUGUAAACACUGCGUUACUUAUAUGAAUUCUAACAGUCCUCCAGCAGCUGUUCCACAGUGUCUGACGCUAACCUCUUUGGUCACAAUUGUGAAUGCAUUGUCCAGGGGUCAUGGAGACUGGAAGGCCCUCCCUCUCUUUUAAAGCCCUGCAAAUUUUUGAAAUGGCUUUUCCUGAUUGUCCAGCUGGAGAGCACACCUAGCAGCUCUCCAUUGUGUGCAACUGUGCAGCUGACCAUGGCGGCUACAUGCUCCAGACACACUCCAUCUUGGAGUAGACAAGAGAUAUUGGAUCCUCUGGGCCUGUGGGGAGAAGAGGCUGUGUAAGCACAGCUAUGGACCAGCCAUAGAAAAGUAAACAUCUAUGAGCAGAUUGCACAGGGGAUGUAGGAGGAGGAGUACAACAGGGGCCAGCAGCAGUGCUUUGUGAAAGUGAAGGAAUUUGGUCAGCUAUAUCGAGAGGCCAACAAUCAUUCGGGUGCUAACCCGCAGACCUGCCACUUUUACAAAGAGCUGCAUACCAUAAUUGUCAGAGACCCUACUGAUAUCCCGCACAUAACCAUGGAUACCUUUGAGGACCCCAAGCCACAGGUCCCUGGCAUGAACAGCUAGGAGGAGGAUGGGGGACGUGCGACCAGGGAGCCAGGACCUGUUUUGAGACUCCACCGCAGUCCAGUCAGUCCCAGCAGUUGAGCACGGGUGAGCUCGAUGCAUGGGAAGGAACUUUGGCUGCUGCCAUUGCGGCUCUGAGAGGUUCCCCCCUCCGCACCUGAGGAAAGCCUGAGCUAGAUGAGGAGGAGAAAGAGGAGGACUCGGGAUGACAUGUUCAAUGAGAUCCUGCAAGCCAGUGCUGCGUGAGACCGUGAGAAAAGGGUCUGGAGGGUGAACAUUACAGACAGCCUGGGGAAGGAAAAAACAGAGAAGAGAGAGGCCCAGGAGUCCCAGCAGGAAAAGGAGAGGGAGAUGCACCAAGACAUAAUGGAGCUUCUCCAACAGCAAACAGAGAUGCUGCAGACUCUUGUGGACUUAGUUUCAACAAUCCCAGGUUCUCCUCCCUUUGCAGUCCAUGGCAAACUCCAUAACAGCACCUCCCUGUGCUCUCCCACCCUACAUUCCAUGUGGUAUCAGGGGCUUUAUCCCUAUCCCUCCCACUCCACCCCAGCAGGCAUUAAGGACAACCACAGCCUCACAAACUGAUCUGUGAAAUCCAUGGUUGCUGUAUAUGUAGAUUAAUGGACAGGAAUGUUCUUUCCGCUGGUUUUUCUGUUUCAUUAAUUUAUUAAGUUUUUAAUGUAUUUGCUUUUAAAUUGCACAGAUUUUUCUUUGCACUGGUUUUGCUACUGAAUAAUUCUAUUUGGAAUAUAAUCUUUUAGUUCACAACACAUGCUUCAGAGUGCCUAGUAAUUCUGAAAGCACCUACUUAAUUAUUACUGUACAGUGUGGCACAACUCAUAGGAUCAGUGACAAAGAGCAUAAUAAUCAUAAAUGUACAGCAAGCACAACAAAAUUAAGAGGAGCAUUGACAGUGCUAUAUUCAUAGAUGUACACUACACAAUUCCUAACAGGCCCCAAAACAGCAGGGCCAGGUAGAGCAGAGUACACCACACGUUACUGU